Messenger RNA from Coregonus sp. 'balchen', 2899 nucleotides. Lineage: Eukaryota; Metazoa; Chordata; Actinopteri; Salmoniformes; Salmonidae. The record is from the annotation of a GenBank genome assembly.
AUGAUAGCUAGUGAGUGAGUGUGUGCACAGUGUAACAUAUUCUGGAAAUGCUAGCUAGAGCAGCAGACAGACUUGAAAAUAAAAUCUAACAUCUUAUCUGCCUGCCUCUCUCUCUCUCUCUCUCUCUCUCUCUCUCUCUCUCUCUCUCUCUCUCUCUCUCUCGCUCCCAUCUCCGUCUCGUCCUCUCUCUCUCGUAGCUCUGUGUGUGUGGGUGUCUCUCUGUGUGUGUCUUCUGUUCCUCUCUCUACUGUGUCUCUCUCUGGUUGUCGGUCUGUCUGUCGUCCCUGUCUGCUGUCUUGUUCUGUCCUGUCUGUCCUGUCUGUCUGUCUGUCUGUCUGUCUGUCUGUCUGUCUGUCUGUCUGUCUGUCUGUCUCUCUCUCACUCCCCUUCUCUACCCCCCUCUGUUUCUGUCCCCCGUUCUCCCCUCUAGUCAGGAUGAAGCCUGGAGUAGGGGCGUGUCAGGACCCCUGUCAGGGUGGAUCGGGGGCGGGUGACAGGGGGGAUGACACCCUGGUGUCUCUCCCCCCUAAAGACACCCCCGGUUCCCCCACGGGGUCACCCUCAGAGCUGGGCAGCCCUGGCCCCCGCCAGGUCGCGACCUUUGACCUACUCAACAUGGUGGUGUCGUACAAGAGGAUGGCCCUGUUUCUGGAGCCGCUCACUGACGCGUUGGAGCUGGCCCGCUACCUACUGGGGUGAGAGGAUACAUUUACACACUGAUCCAAGGUCUGUUUUUAAUUUCUCCCAUAAUGAUCAUGGAUAGGACUUGGGAGAGAAGACUGAUCCUAGAUCUGGGCCUUUGAGCUGCCCCGCUACCUACUGGGCUAAUGAAGGGAGUAGGAUGAGGUUUCCCCAAGGCCUAGACACUGACCUGUCAGAUUUGGGUUUCUUCACCCUAAUGGUUCCGGCGAGGGUAUGCUGAUCCUAGAUCUGGGCUAUGGAGCUGUCCUGCAGGCGAGGCUUUUGCUCCAGUCCUGCUCUAAUGAGCCUAGUUGUAGAUACAUGCCAUCUUAUUUGGUUUACUGUAUAGUCAUGAGUCAGUGUGUGAUUUGUACAGCCUGCUACCUACUGGGGUGAGUCAGUGUUUCCCCUAGACACUGAUCGGAGGUCAGUUUUUAGUUCCUCCAACCUAUUGGUUGAAGAUAGGACUUGAGGACGCUAAGCUGAUCCUAGGUCAGUAUGACUGUGUGGUGUAUUGCAGGUGGAGGAUGCCUCUGUGCUCACUACUGGUCUGUCUACUGCUCAACAUCCUCUUCCUCACUCUGAGUGAAGGUGAGCUAAUGCUGGGUAGUUCUCACACACAUACACACACACACACACACACACUGAUAUAUGAACUACUACCACAUACAACUGAGUGUGGAUAAUAAUCUGAUAUAUAUAUAUAUAUAUAAUCUGAUAAUCAGUUUUUCUCUCCUUUCCUCCAGUGGGGUGGUUCUCUGUGUGUGUUCUGGGGGUGUCGGCCCCGGCUGCCAUGGGUUACCUGCAGGACAGGUGUGGGGGCGGGGCGUCGGAGGCAGAACAACAGAAGAGGCGGCGCCACGCGGUGCAUCGUAAGGACCUGCAGAACGUUCAGCUCACCAGACAGGACGCCAUGAUGGAAGUCAAAGACCUGUGAGUGUCUGGAGUGGUUGAGGAUCUCUGUGUUUACAUUCGUACGCAUUGUCUAUGUUUGCACGGAACAUAUUGUGUCUGCACAAAAGUGUUUGUGUGAGUUUGUCCCUCCAGGUUAUAAAACCAGGUUAGUUUAUUUACUAUCCCUGUGUGUGUGUCGUCCCCUGUAGCUCAGUCGGUAGAGCAUGGCGCUUGCAACACCAGGGUUGUGGGUUCGUUUCCCACGGGGGGCCAGUAUGAAAAUGUAUGCACUCACCAACUGUAAGUCGCUCUGGAUAAGAGCGUCUGCUAAAUGACUAAAAUGUAAAUGUGUGUGUCUGUGUGCGUGCGUGUGUGUGUGUCCUCAGGUUAAAGCAGCUAGAUGACCUGUUGUCUCAUGCCUGCCUGUCUGCUGAGUCUGCAUACAAGCUCCUGUACUGGGAGAGACACUCUGAGUCCUCUAGGUCAGUAACACUGUCUGUGUGUCUGUCUACAAGCUCCUGUACUGGGAGAGACACUCUGAGUCCUCUAGGUCAGUAACACUGUCUGUGUGUCUGUCUACAAGCUCCUGUACUGGGAGAGACACUCUGAGUCCUCUAGGUCAGUAACACUGUCUGUGUGUCUGUCUACAAGCUCCUGUACUGGGAGAGACACUCUGAGUCCUCUAGGUCAGUAACACUGUCUGUGUGUCUGUCUACAAGCUCCUGUACUGGGAGAGACACUCUGAGUCCUCUAGGUCAGUAACACUGUCUGUGUGUCUGUCUACAACCUCCUGUACUGGGAGAGACACUCUGAGUCCUCUAGGUCAGUAACACUGUCUGUGUGUCUGUCUACAACCUCCUGUACUGGGAGAGACACUCUGAGUGCCCAGACAGACAGGUUAGGGGUGUUUGUGUGUGCCUGUGUGUGUAACUCUCUCUCUCUCUCUCUCUCUCUCUCUCUCUCUCUCUCUCUCUGUCUCUCUGUCUCUCUGUCUCUCUGUCUCUCAGGUUCUAUGGUGGUAUGUUAGCUGUAUUGAUGCUGCUGUAUUUUGUUCCUGUGGGCUGGGUGCUGGCCUGUCUCACUACUGCCCUCUUCCUGUGGAACAGAGACUUCUGCAGAGGUCAGUACACACACACACACACACACUCAGGUCUUGGUUCUAACAGCCUGGUUCCCCUCUCCCUCUGUGUGUGUAGUCGUGUUGGACCUCAGGGAGGUAUUCCAGUCUGGCCAGAACCCUUCCUCAGAGGGACAGACAGACCACACAGAACCGGACCACGGCAGCCUGGACCGGACUCCCACUCCUACCAGCCUGGAGGUAUAG